Molecule: messenger RNA, 3970 nt
Organism: Anopheles moucheti
Lineage: Eukaryota; Metazoa; Arthropoda; Insecta; Diptera; Culicidae
Gene: Miro
Product: mitochondrial Rho GTPase
Exons: 6
Coding region: 1071-3023 (650 amino acids)
Biological process (GO): mitochondrion organization; small GTPase-mediated signal transduction
Cellular component (GO): mitochondrial outer membrane
Molecular function (GO): GTP binding; GTPase activity; calcium ion binding
Source: RefSeq, a predicted model, not a curated record
AUUAAAUGAAGAUGGAAUAAGUUUUGGGAGCCUUUAAGUUAUCAGAUAAACUUUCUAAGUGAUAAAAAGUCAUUCUCGUAGCCAUCAACUAGUCGGAGCUGGUGGUAGCAGACUUAAUAACCCGAUAACGUUUGUAAAAUUCCGGUGAAACUGAACGCAACAUCUCCACGAGGACUCCACACCGUAGUGAUUUCGUAAUGAAGAACAACAUCAGCAACAGCAACAACAGAAGGCAGCAGCACAAGAACAUAACAACCAAAGCAUAGCGUGGAAAAUACUUGGCGGGGGAGUUCCCAACAUAGAGAAAAUAGCCUUCUCGGUCGUUGCCGUCGGGCAUGUGGGAAGCAUCGCGUUGAAAAGCCAAAAACUGCCGGGCCCGCUUGGUAAGGGUUAGCUCUUUCUCUCCCCCAGUACUGCCAGUUGCACAUACCGGGCCGAUGCAGUGUAGUGAUCGGGAUUUUGUUUUUUUACUGGGUGUGAAGAGAACGACGUAAAAGUUCUAGUUCGCGUGUGAGGACAAAAUUCUGCACUGUCGUAGUCACAGAGCAUCAUCAGUUAAAUUUGCAACUCGGCAAGUGCAUACAUAAUUGAUGUAGGGUUGAUCAACGGUUCUUUCUGUUGAGUGCGAGCGCACUAGCAAACAGAGAGCCAGACGUUGCGUUCGAGAUCUUCAGCCCCCCUAGAGGUUUUUCUUUGGUUGUGAACGGUGGGAAAAGUAACUGUAUCGGUAAGCAAAGCAAGGCAUGCUUUUUUUUGUCACACUGCUAGGAGGUAAACGCUACUGCACAGGGCCACGUUUCUGCAAAAGCAAGUGCACAUCUGAGUAGCGCGUCACCCCAAACUGUGAUUUUUAUUCGCUAAUCGAUUGUGCAAGAUUGCGUUAGCGGUGGUGUACGCGAGUGUAAAGUGCGAGAAGGUCGGUGUGCAAUAGUAGUGCGUGAUUACAGCACACACCAUUUGACAGGUUGACGAAAUUAGCAAACGUUUGAGGAAACCCUAAAGUCGUAUCGUUUUCCGGGUUCCGGUCAAUGUUGCCAAUUCGCGUGAGGGAUUUGUAAGCAAACGACACGAUGGUCGCCUGGAUGGUGUCUCACAAGCGGCACGUCCGGAUACUGCUGGUAGGCGAUCAGGGUGUCGGCAAGACUUCGCUUAUUUUGUCACUGGUGAGCGAAGAAUUCCCGGAAGAUGUACCACUCAAGGCGGAAGAAAUCACCAUACCGGCGGAUGUGACGCCAGAACAGGUUCCCACAAACAUAGUAGACUAUUCCGCGGCCGAACAAACGGAUGAAGCGCUCGCGGAAGAAAUUCGAAAGGCGCACGUCGUUUGUAUUGUUUACUCGGUAGACAGUGAGGAAACGUUGGACGGCAUCACCGAGCGAUGGUUACCGAUGGUGCAGAAGUGUUCCGAACUGGAACGGAAGCCGGUGGUGCUCGUGGGAAACAAGAUUGACCUGGUUGAUUACUCCACUAUCGACCAUGUCCUUUCGAUCAUGGAAGACUACCCCGAAGUGGAGAGCUGUGUGGAAUGCUCAGCCAAAACGCUGCACAACAUUUCCGAGAUGUUCUACUACGCUCAGAAAGCAGUUUUGCACCCAACGGCACCGCUGUACAUAAUGGAAGAGCAAGAUUUAACCGAAGCUUGUAAAAAGGCACUUGUGCGUAUCUUCAAAGUGUGUGACAUUGAUGGCGAUGGAUUGCUGAAUGACUACGAGCUGAAUCACUUCCAGCGCCGUUGUUUCAAUGCACCCCUGCAGCCUCAGGUGCUGGACGAGGUGAAAGCGGUACUGAUGAAGAACACACCCGACGGUAUCCGCGACGACUCUGUGACGCUCAACGGCUUCCUUUUCCUGCACUGCCUGUUCAUUCAGCGCGGCCGCAAUGAAACGACCUGGGCCGUGUUGCGACGCUUUGGGUACAACGAAAACCUCACAAUGAGUGACGAAUAUUUGCACCCGCCCGUUAAGAUACCGCCGGGCAGCAGUACUGAAUUGUCCCACCGGGGACAACAGUUUCUCGUAUCGCUGUUCGAACGCAGCGAUCGGGACGGUGAUGGUGCACUUUCGCCUGCCGAGUUCCAGAAGCUAUUCAGCGCCUGCCCUAGUCCACCGUUCUCCACCGACAUUAAGCGCACGAUACCGACAAACGAGAAUGGGUGGCCUACACUGCACGGAUGGUUGUGCCGCUGGAGCCUGAUGACGUUGGUGGACGUGAACAAAACGCUCGAAUAUCUCGCCUAUCUUGGGUUCAAUGUGCACGAAAACGAGUCCCAGCUGGCAGCUAUUCAUGUUACGCGCGAACGGCGCAUCGACCUGGCCAAAAAGCAGAACAGCCGUACGGUUUACAUGUGUCACGUGAUCGGUGCGAAAGAUGCCGCCAAAACGACCUUUUGCCGGGCGUUUCUAGCUCAGGACAUGAAGCGUCUUACCGAUCGGGAUAUUCGGCACAACAACCGGUACGCGAUCAACUCGGUGCAGGUGUACGGGCAGGAGAAAUAUCUCGUGCUCCGGGACGUUGACGCGAGGCUCGUGCUGGACCCGCUGCAACCAAGCGAAGUGAACUGUGACGUCGCCUGUCUGGUGUACGACGUGGGCAACGCGAAGUCCUUCGAGUACAUUGCACGAAUAUACAUUAAGUACUUUGCCGAGAGCAAGAUACCGGUACUGAUCGUUGGUACCAAGGCCGAUCUGGAGGAGGUAAGGCAGGAUUAUCUGCUGCAGCCGCCCGACUUUUGCCACAAGUACAAACUGCUGCAGACACAGUUCUUCAGCGUGAAGCACAAUAAGAAAGACAUCUACACGAAACUAGCAACGAUGGCAGCUUUUCCUCGAUUUCAAGCAGCGUGGAUUCUGUUUUAUAAGCAUAGAUUGGUACAACUGUGGGAAACAACCCAUCUGAAGCAAUUCGGACUUAUGUCAAGUGAUCCCUUGCUCUGGUGGAAGGCAGGAUUAGGCAUAGCAGCCGCAACGAUUGUUGGUUUCUUCGUAGUAAAAGCGUUUCAUGGACCUGGUUCAGCAGCACGAUGAGAAGGAAAGUGUGAUGAUCGCUUGGUGAAACCCCUGUGUACAUACAAUGUCGCUGCUGAUAUCGUCCUCUCCGGCGACACCGUCACCAUAGAAGCAGCGUAAGCACUAAACCAUAAAAGGUAAAGUCAUAAGCUAAACAACCCAUAAAAUCCAGUUUAACGGGCAAACAUAUAGCGCGAUCUUCCGCGAUACGAAUGUUUGCGGGGGUUGUUUACUCCCCGCCAAAUAGAAAUAGAAAGCACCCUUGACGGAGUGCGCGCAUACGUUUUGGGAAAGUGUAGAACGCCCGAGACACGAUAAAAGAUAAGUAGUAAAUCAAAGCUAAGCGCGUGGGGGUUAUAAACUUAUUCAAAAAACAUUGACUGGAAUUUGGACUUAAUCUUCCAACAUUUCGAGUGAAUUUCUGUAUACUCUAUGUUUUGGAUCAAUUGUUUAUAAAGAACAUCGUAAUCGCUUUGCUUUUCUUUUGGCAAAAGUAUAAGCUUUUGUUAAGUGUCACACACAUACACCGAUUGGAGAGGUGUUCAUAUAUUUAGUUUCCUUAUUAAACGUACUAUUUGAAACUGUGGAACAUUUCUAUGCUUAAUAGUAACGAUCGUACGUAAAUAUGAUAAUAUACUACCAUUACUUUACCGUUUGCAUCGCUGUAGACAGAGUAAUGUUUCAGUAUACCAGUGAAUGCAAGAUCCGUUGUUACAAAAAUUGCUAUACCAUUAAAACCGAUAGGCAAAAUACAUUACGCAGCGCUAAAGCUUUAUUCUGGUAGUUGAUUUUUGGGAAACAAUCUACAAGCGGUGUUGUGUUGUAUAGCUGCAAAACUUAGAACUAGAAAACCAUCAAUACCGUCAGUAGUAUCAGUGCAGCAAACAUUGUUUGAAUAUAGUGGCAAAACAAUUCGAGAAACGGAAGCAAAGCGGCAAAAAAUUAAACUUAUUAUUCCUAAUGAA